GCAUCUUAAAAUUACUUGUGGACGUGAAAAACACGACUAAGGGGAUAAACAAUGCUGCGUCAUCUCAUACGCAAACAACCUACCACCUUCGAUUCCCUCUGCCACCCAUUUUACUUUUGGUCGCACCUGAUUUUUAAAAGCAAAGAACCCAGACACUGUCACGGUUACAUUCCUACUCCCGCUCAUUCAACACCUAGUUCAAUGAAUCCUAAAGGCACCGUCGUUUUCACCUCCGUUGGGAGGCCACAAUACGGCUUCGACAUCUUUACCGUCAAUCUCAAUCAAACUCCCAUCACCAACUCCACCCCUGAACAUCGCCUUACUGACUGUAUUUCCAUCAACUUCAAUGCUCAAUUCAUAAACGAAGAUCAAUCCAUCGUCUUUAUCUCUGAACGAUCGGGGUCCCCUCGGAUUUACCUCACCCACCCGGACCUACCCAAGCCCGAGCAGCUCCCAUCUGCCCCCAGCAGCCUCUUCCACGAUCGACCCAUCAUCCAAAACCACCGCCUUUACUUCAUUUCAGCUCAUGAACAACCUGAUCAACCUUUCAAGAGCUGGUCCGCUCUUUACUCAACCGAGCUCCGCGGUAAAAGAGACACUACAAGGUUGUCUCCUUACGGGGUUGCUGACUACAGUCCUGCUAUUUCAAAAUCUGGGAAAUUUGUAGCCGUUGCCUCAUACGGUUCUCGGCCUUGGGAAGGUGAUUUUCACGAGCUCAAAACGGAUAUAGUUGUUUUCCCAGUAUCCUACCCGAAUAACCGUUUUGUUGUUUGUGAGAAAGGCGGUUGGCCCACUUGGUCAGGUGACUCCACCAUUUUCUUUCACCGCCAAGCCGACGAUGGCUGGUGGAGCAUUUUCCGUCUCGAGUUUCCGGAAAAUCCUAUUGAAUUUUCUGGGUUCCCAGUCCUUCCUCUUCGUGUCACUCCACCUGGUCUCCACUGCUUCACUGCGGCCGCAUUCCAUGACGGAAAACGAAUCGCAGUAGCCACUAGGCGGCGCGGCAAGAAUUACAGACAUAUCGAGGUUUUCGACCUCGAAUCGAAGGUUUUUCACCAAGUGACUGAGUUGCUCAACCCGAGUUUUCAUCAUUAUAACCCGUUUGUCUCCCUCAACUCUGAAUUCCUCGGGUACCACAGGUUCAGAGGUGAGUCGACUCAGGGUGAGUCCACGGUUCCACAUAUCGAGCCAGUCAUGUCUCCGUUAAAAAAUCUACGUAUGCUGCGACUCAACGGAUCAUUCCCUUCCUUCUCUCCCGACGGUGAUCUUCUAGCCUUAAAUCCCACUUUGGAUGAAAGCGGAGGCAUUAAAGUUGUCAAAUCGAACGGCUCGAAACGAUGGACCUUGAUAAAGGGCCGUACGGCAUUUUAUAACUCGUGGAGCCCCACUGAGAAACACGUGAUUUACACUUCCCUAGGCCCGAUAUUCGAGUCAGUUAAAACAACGGUGCAGGUCGCACGAAUCACAUUUGACCCGUCUGAUUUCAACGGUGAUCUUGAAGAGAUCCCUGGCGAUGUAAAGAUGCUUACGCGAGAAGAUACAGGGAAUAACGCCUUCCCGUCUUGCUCCCCUGAUGGAAAGUCCCUCGUGUUCCGUUCCGGCCGUUCUGGACAUAAGAAUCUUUACAUACUUGACGCCGUUAACGGUGAAUUUAACGGCGGUAUACGGAAGUUAACCGACGGUCCUUGGAUUGAUACGAUGCCGUCUUGGUCCCCCAGCGGAGAUCUCAUAGCGUUUUCUUCCAACAUGCAUAAUCCGGAUAGAGUUGAUGCCUUCAGCAUUUACGUGAUUAAACCGGAUGGCUCUGAUCUCAGGAGGAUUUACGUGGCGGGACCGAAGGGGUCGAGUGACGUGGACAGGGAGAGAAUUAACCACGUAUGUUUUAGCCAGGAUGGAGAGUGGCUGCUGUUCGCGACAAACAUAGGAGGCGUGACUGUUGAGCCGGUGUCGUGGCCCAAUCAGUUCCAGCCAUAUGGGGAUUUGUAUGUGGUGAGGUUGGAUGGGAGUGGAUUGAGGAGGCUGACGUGGAAUGGGUUUGAGAAUGGGACGCCAGCAUGGCACCCCGGGAGCGAGCUGGAUAUGGGGCGUUUGUGUUUGGGAAAUGAAGCUGGGGUUAAACUUAAAGGUGACUUUGAGGAACCAUUAUGGAUUACUUGUGAUUUUGCUUAGAGUUUCUUGAUUUCUCUUAUCCUCGUUGCUUGCUAUUGUUGACCCCCACGGGUUUAUUGUAACUAAUUGGAGUAAAUAAAAUUACUAUGGAAAUAUUAGUGUGAUAAUUUA
Theobroma cacao (cacao) is the source of this 2277-nucleotide messenger RNA. Its product is annotated as tolB protein-like protein. Gene Ontology annotation, biological process: proteolysis. The record is from RefSeq and is a predicted model, not a curated record. Lineage: Eukaryota; Viridiplantae; Streptophyta; Magnoliopsida; Malvales; Malvaceae.